ACAGGACAUGGUCUUCAGUUCUGACUCUGAACGUUAGGAAAAAGGAUUCCUUUAUUAACAAUAACGUUCAUACGGCUUCCUCUCCGAGAGAGCGAUCGAGAAAUGGCUUCGUGGAAUUCAAUUCCGCUGGAGAUCACUUAUGAGGUUCUGGGAUGGACGGCUUUCCUAUCAUGGUCCAUCAGUUUCUACCCGCAGGUCAUCUUGAAUUUCCACAGGAAAAGUGUGGUGGGGUUGAACUUCGAUUUCGUGCUGCUCAAUUUGACGAAGCACUCUUCGUAUCUCAUAUACAACACAUGCCUCUACUUCAGCACUGCUAUUCAGAAGCAGUACUAUGAAGAAUACGGCUAUGGGCAGAUGAUUCCCGUGGCUGCAAAUGACGUUGCUUUCUCUAUCCAUGCUGUUCUUUUGACAGCAAUUACCUUGUUCCAAAUUGUAAUAUAUGAUCGUGGAAGUCAGAAGGUUUCCAAGAUAGCUAUUGCGAUUGUCUCUGUUGUGUGGUUAUUUGCUGCUGUUUGUUUUUUCAUAUCUCUGCCAACUCAUUCUUGGCUUUGGCUGAUCACCAUCUUUAACUCAAUUCAAGUUUUUAUGACAGUUAUCAAGUAUAUUCCCCAGGCAUUUAUGAACUUUGCAAGAAAGAGCACAGAUGGAUUUAGCAUUGGCAACAUUCUACUUGAUUUUUUUGGAGGGGUGACAAAUUAUGCACAGAUGGUUGUGCAAUCUGUAGAUCAAGGUUCUUGGGUGAACUUUUAUGGAAACAUAGGGAAGACGUUGCUGUCUCUGGUAUCUAUAUUCUUUGACAUCAUUUUCAUGUGUCAACAUUAUAUUCUCUAUCCUGAGAAAAAAGCCCAAGUCUCUCCCAAACUCAUUGAGGAAAACAGAGAACCGCUUGUUAAGUCUUCUGAUGAUCAGCCACAAUCAGAAAAUGUGUAAAGCUCUACAUCGUCCAUCAUGUAAAAAGUUUGAAACAAAUGGCUUUAUGCCAAAGGUGGCAGUACAGGCAGAAACUUGUAAUGCAACAAAACUAGUCAAGCAUGGUUCUAACUUUUCUUCUACUUUUUUUUUUUUUAGAAGUGCUACAAAGUUUUAUAAAAAUAAACUAGAAAUUGAUGUAUCUUCGUGUAAUACGUUACAUUUAUUUUAUAAUUUGACGGAUUACAUCAAAUUAUGUUAAUUUGUGAAUUUAUUUUUGUGAAA
This is a messenger RNA of Juglans regia (Persian walnut), 1194 nucleotides long. Its product is annotated as cystinosin homolog. The record is from RefSeq and is a predicted model, not a curated record. Gene Ontology annotation, cellular component: vacuolar membrane. Gene Ontology annotation, molecular function: L-cystine transmembrane transporter activity. Bases 103 to 930 code for a protein of 275 amino acids. Gene Ontology annotation, biological process: L-cystine transport. The transcript is spliced from 8 exons. Lineage: Eukaryota; Viridiplantae; Streptophyta; Magnoliopsida; Fagales; Juglandaceae.